Molecule: messenger RNA, 834 nt
Organism: Verticillium nonalfalfae
Lineage: Eukaryota; Fungi; Ascomycota; Sordariomycetes; Glomerellales; Plectosphaerellaceae
Exons: 1
Coding region: 1-834 (277 amino acids)
Source: RefSeq, a predicted model, not a curated record
AUGUACCAACUGAUACGCUGGUUCGACGGCGAUAUCCGACAGCGUGUCCUCGCUGAUGCCGUCGAACCAGUCGUGGCCGCCUGGACGUCAGCCCUGCAGGCUCGUGUCGGCGUCGCUGUAUUCCACACCAGUCAAGACGAGUCGGGCGGGAGUUUACCACCAAGUCCGCCGUCCUUUGCGCAGCAGCAGCAGCAGCAGUCAUAUCAGACUCGACAUCAACAACAGCAUUCGCCGCCGCCUCCGCCUAUCUUUCCCUGUUCCACCCCUUACUACGCCCCCUUCAGCAUGCCGUCCGGGCCUACCGAGAUAACACCGGUCCGCAACCCUCCCGGGAGCACAGCGUCUGCAACCUCUCGUACCCUCAGCAAAGAAGAGCUUCGCCUGGCUUGGCGCCGCUGGCUUCUCGCCGAGUCGAUUCGGCGGACCGUUAUUACGUCGCACAUUGUCCGUGAGGUCUACGCAAAUGCCCGCCCUGGUGACAUAAUCUCUUGGACUGGCGGCGGCAGCGACAGCCAGAGCGGACUCGACAGUCCCGGCUCAGGCUCUGCCGUGCUCUCGGACAUGUCGUUCACUGCCUCGGCCCGGUUGUGGGGUGCUUCGACGUCGGAGCAGUGGCGUCGAGCCGUGGUGGAGGCAUCGGGCCAGGUGCAGGACGCCUCGACUUUCGGCAAUGCGCCGCAAAAUUGGUGGUGGGUGGAGCGGAUGGACUUCUCGGGCGUCUUCGGCGUUGUGGGGUUGUCUAGCGUCGAUGAGUUCGCUGUGCUAGCAGCUGUGGUCGUGAGAGGCCGCGAGGCGGUCGAGGAUUGGAUCGCGCAGGGGGGAGGUGGAAUCUAA